ACCGAGGUUGGGGCGGGGCCGGGCCGGGGUCCGGGGUCGGAUCGCGACUGAAGCCAAGGUUGGGCCGGAGCCGGGACCGAGUUCCCGUCCACCCAGAGCCCGCGCCGACCCCCGGAGCCUCCCGAAAGCCCGCCGCGCAGGAUGGGCGCCCUCCGUCCCUCGCCGCGGCUGCCGCCGCCGCUGCUGCUGCUAAUGCUGGGAGUGCAGUGCCUCGCCCGGGAGGUGCUGGUCCCCAAGGGGCCGCUGUACCGAGUGGCCGGCACGGCCGUCUCCAUCUCCUGCAACGUGAGCAGCUACGACGGCCCCGCCCAGCAGGACUUCGAGUGGUUCUUCUACCGGCCCGAGGUCCCCGAGGCGGCGCUGGGCAUCGUCAGUACCAAGGACCCCCGGUUCUCAUACGCGGUCUUCGGGCCCCGCGUGGCGGCCGGCGAGGUGCAGGUGCAGCGUCUGCAGGGGGACGCCGUGGUGCUCCGGAUCACCCGCCUCCAGGCCCAGGACGCGGGCAUUUACGAGUGCUACACCCCGUCCACCGAUGCCCGCUACCUGGGCAGCUACAGUGGCAAGGUGGAGCUGAGAGUUCUUCCAGAUGCCCUGCAGGUGUCUGCUGCCCCCCCAGGGCCUCGAGGCCGUCAGGCCCCAAUUUCACCUCCUCGCCUGACCGUGCACGAGGGGCAGGAGCUGGCGCUGGGCUGCCUGGCACAGACGAGCACGCAGGAGCACACGCACCUGGCCGUGUCCUUCGGGAAAGCGGUGCCCGAGGCACCAGUGGGGCGAGCAACUCUGCAGGAAGUGGUGGGGCUCCGGCCGGACUUGGCCGUGGAGGCCGGGGCUCCCUAUGCCCAGCGGCUGGCCACCGGGGAGCUGCGGCUGGCCAAGGAGGGGGCUGAGCAGUACCGCAUGGUGCUGGGGGGUGCCCAGGCAGAGGACGCGGGCACCUACCACUGCACAGCGGCCGAGUGGAUUCAGGACCCCGACGGCAGCUGGGCCCAGAUCGCCGAGAAGAGAGCGGUCCUGGCCCACGUGGACGUGCAGACGCUGUCCAGCCAGCUGGCGGUGGCUGUAGGGCCCGGGGAACGUCGGAUCGGCCCAGGGGAGCCCUUGGAACUGCUGUGCAACGUGUCAGGGGCCCUGCCUCCGCCAGGCCGCCACGCUGCGUACUCUGUGGGCUGGGAGAUGGCACCCGCGGGGGCACCGGGGCCUGGCCGCCUGGUAGCCCAGCUGGACACAGAGGGCGUGGGCAGCCUGGGCCCGGGCUACGAGGGCCGGCACAUUGCCAUGGAGAAGGUGGCGUCCAGAACCUACCGCCUGCGGCUGGAGGCCGCCAGGCCGGGGGAUGCGGGUACCUACCGCUGCCUCGCCAAGGCCUACGUCCGAGGGUCUGGGGCUCGGCUUCGAGAAGCAGCCAGUGCCCGCUCCCGGCCGCUCCCCGUGCACGUACGGGAAGAAGGGGUGGUGCUGGAGGCCGUGGCGUGGCUGGCAGGGGGCACCGUGUACCGCGGCGAGACGGCUUCCCUGCUCUGCAACAUCUCAGUGCGGGGCGGCCCCCCAGGGCUGCGGCUGGCGGCCAGCUGGUGGGUGGAGCGACCCGAGGCCGGGGAGCUGAGCCCUGGCCCUGCCCAGCUGGUGGGCGGCGUGGGCCAGGACGGUGUGGCGGAGCUGGGCGUCCGGCCCGGAGGAGGCCCGGUCAGCGUGGAGCUGGUGGGGCCCCGGAGCCAUCGGCUGCGCCUGCAUGGCCUGGGGCCCGAGGAUGAAGGCGUGUACCACUGUGCCCCCAGCGCCUGGGUGCAGCAUGCCGACUACAGCUGGUACCAGGCCGGCAGUGCCCGCUCGGGGCCCGUCACGGUGUACCCCUACACGCAUGCCCUGGACACCCUGUUUGUACCCCUGCUGGUGGGUGCCGGGGUCGCCCUCGUCAUCGGCGCCACCGUCCUUGGCACCAUCACCUGCUGCUUCAUGAAGAGGCUGCGAAAACGGUGAUCCCUCGCUCCCCAGUUCUCACAGGUGUCGACUGUCUUCCAGCUCCAAGACCACCGCUGGUUGCCUGGCUACCCGUCUCCCUCUGCCCCCUUCCUCUAAUUUAUUCGAUGUCCCCCACCCAGAGUGGGGCACACGGCCCGAUCCCCCACUCCUCCCUCUGGGCUUCUGUUCUCCCUCUCAUGUCCAGCCCAUAGAAAGGCCAUUCCCUGUCCCAGAAUUAGUUUUUCUAAAAUGUGAAUAAACUUAUUUUAUAAAACUCA
This is a messenger RNA of Mustela lutreola (European mink), 2237 nucleotides long. RefSeq names its product immunoglobulin superfamily member 8 (gene IGSF8). NCBI's taxonomy places the organism in Eukaryota, Metazoa, Chordata, Mammalia, Carnivora, Mustelidae. The record is from RefSeq and is a predicted model, not a curated record. The transcript is spliced from 8 exons. Bases 142 to 1977 code for a protein of 611 amino acids.